AUGACGGAUAGCGAGGUGUACGAUCACCAUCCAAGUACACCCCCAAAACCCAGCACCAACAGGGCGGUUCAACAGCUUCAUCCCCGCGAUGAGACCCCUGUUGACUACAUCUUCAGCCGUUACGCUGUGGGUGAGCAGCUGGGCAAAGGUGGAUUUGGUGUGGUGUACGAAGGUACACGUCUGGAGGAUAAUCUUAAAGUGGCUUUGAAAUACGUCACAAAGACAGAGCACAUGGAAUGUAUAUCAAUUCCUGAUCAUCCAGACCCUCUCCCAAAAGAGAUUGCCCUCACUAUCAUGGCGAAUAAAGGUCACAGAGUGCCAGAAAUCAUCAGACUGCUGGACUGGACGGAUCACUCUGACCACUACGUCAUGGUCCUGGAAUGUCCCUCUCCCUGUGAGAAUCUGGUUGAGUUCAUCAGGCGUCACGGUGGAAGCUUGGACGAGGAGAAAACACGGCAGAUCAUGUGGCAGGCGACAAACGCCGCACACAUGUGCUGCCUCCGUAAAGUGCUCCACCGUGACGUCAAACUGGAGAACCUUCUCAUCAACAGGGAGACAUCCGAAGUCAAGCUGAUCGACUUCGGAUGUGGGGACAUUCUGGGAAGUUCACCGUUCAAGUCAUACCAUGGCACACCAGAGUACUCUCCUCCUGAGUACCACCGCAGGGGAGAGUACCAAGGCUGGCCGGCGACGGUCUGGUCACUAGGGAUUGUAAUGUUCACAUUGUUGUGUGGAGAUUUCCCUAGUUACCAGGACCUGCUCCUGCUGGAGCACAACAAGUGGUCCAAACCUGGCCUGUCACAGGAAUGCUGUGACUUACUAAGGGUUCUUCUCCACGAGAAGCCAAUCCGGCGACUUGGUCUGGGGCAAAUCAGGUCCCACAACUGGUUUAUGGUCGUCUUAUAGGACCACUCCGGUUGGCGCCUCUCUUGCAGCUUUGCGUCUUGCGGGCUGCAGCGGGAGGUGCUUUCAUCCCUCCUCUCGCCUUUGCGUCUUGCGGGGCGAG
Molecule: messenger RNA, 1006 nt
Organism: Puntigrus tetrazona (Sumatra barb)
Lineage: Eukaryota; Metazoa; Chordata; Actinopteri; Cypriniformes; Cyprinidae
Product: serine/threonine-protein kinase pim-1-like
Exons: 7
Coding region: 1-906 (301 amino acids)
Biological process (GO): protein autophosphorylation; regulation of mitotic cell cycle; negative regulation of apoptotic process
Cellular component (GO): cytoplasm
Molecular function (GO): protein serine/threonine kinase activity; ATP binding
Source: RefSeq, a predicted model, not a curated record